AUGGUUGACUUUGAGUGGGAUCCCGACAAUGUUCCUCUUGCUAAACUUAUUCUGCACUGCUCGCAGAUCCUCCUCGCCUUUGUGGCUUGGUGUCUCGAGAUUGCCGUCUUCAACGACUCCAAGGCUACCAUUGUAGGCGACAAUGGAUGGACCUUCGCCGUGUUCUUCCUCUAUGUCCCGGCUUGGAUCUAUCUAAUCGGAACUCCGCGAUUCGAACGAACCCGUAAAUACGCCAAUCCCAUUGCCAUGUUCGCAGUCGACGUCGUAUGCACGAUCCUGGCGCUCUCCGCAUUCGCGUCACAAGCUUCAUACAACUCCAAGGACCUCUGCGGCACACGGUGCGGCAUCUCCAAGUCCAUUGUUGCCAUUGGCGUUCUUGUCACUCUCCUCUGGGCCGGCUCCGCCUUUGUCAGUGGAUACACGAUGACAUAUUCCAACUUCCACGGAAGCCUGCCUGGCUACGAUAACCGCAAGAUUCGAACCGGCGGCGACAACAGCAUCGAUCCGGAUAAGGAAGCCUUCUCGAUGGCGCCCCAUGGUGACGAAGCUUACGAGCGAGUUCACAUGGAGGACCACGAGCAGCAGGCUGGCGGCUACGGUGGUAGUCACUACGACCAGGACGACCCCAGCCGCUAUGGCUCUCUCCCUCCCCGCGGCGAAGAGAUGUUUGAUGCGACCAAGACAGCGUACCACGGUGCGACGUCUAUGCCUUACGAGCCAUCUCAGGUUGGUGGCACAUAUACAGACGAGCCUGUCAAGUUCCCUAAUGCGCACUACGACCGCGUGGACCGAUGA
Messenger RNA from [Torrubiella] hemipterigena, 795 nucleotides. NCBI's taxonomy places the organism in Eukaryota, Fungi, Ascomycota, Sordariomycetes, Hypocreales, Clavicipitaceae. The record is from the annotation of a GenBank genome assembly.